AUGCUGAUGCUGGUGGGACUGGUGCUGUGCCUCACCCCCACGGAAGCCCUGACUGCCUUUCCCCCAAAGUUUGUGGUGGAGAGCCUGAACAAGGACGUGGUGGUGAAAUGCAACACUUCAAAGCAGCAAGUGACCUGGACGCAGAACGGAGAGCUGGAGCCCAUGGCCGAGCUCGUGGCCAAGGGACAGACUCUCACCAUCCUCGGCUUGGACCUGCCAGCCACGGGCAACUACAGCUGCUGGGCCGGCGGCGUCCUGCUGGACACCACCUACGUGGUGGUCAGGGUCACCGGUGAGGAGGAGGCCAAGAACGUCUCCUGCCAGGCUGACUCCUACCGCGGCUCCUUCCGCUGCUCCUGGACAGGGCCCCGCUCGGCCGUUUUCCGUGCCCGGCUGAUGCACAGUAACGGAUCCUUCGGGGACUGGGUACCGGUGGCCGGUCGUGGUGGCCAGUUCAACGCCAGCUUCACAGACCCCUCCUUCUGCCCCUUCGCGGAGGAGCUGCACCAGCUGCAGCUGUACCUGGAGGGGAUCUCGGACACCUCCUUCUUCAACUUCACCUCCCCCCGCUUCUUCAUCCGUGACAUUGUGCGCCCAGAUCCACCCCAGAAGCUGACCGUGCAGCAGCAGAGUGAGCAGCUCCGCCUGACCUGGGCCCCCCCAGCCUCCUGGCCGCUCCCCAGGUCCUACUUUGCUCUUCUGUACCGGCUGCAGUACGAGCUCUCCAACGGCACCCAGGUUGAGAAGUUCGUGGAGGGCGCAGAGGAGACGAUUGUGGAGGAGCACAUGCGGCGGGUGCGCAUCAGCUGCCAGGACCCCUACGCCAAACCCUCCUGGAGCUCCUGGAGCCCCUGGCAGGUGGUGGAUGCAGCCCAGCAGCACAGGCUGCGUGCGCACUGA
Anas platyrhynchos (mallard) is the source of this 900-nucleotide messenger RNA. Lineage: Eukaryota; Metazoa; Chordata; Aves; Anseriformes; Anatidae. The record is from RefSeq and is a predicted model, not a curated record.